GCUGCCAAGGCCCAUGGUUGCAAUCCAUUCCCCCUCCCAAGCACGGAUUAUCGGGGUGAUUAUGGAGAAUGCACGAGGACUAGUAUGUAAAUGAACCAGACAAAACCGACACUAGCAGAACGCAAGUGCGGUCCGGCUCUUGAAGAUCACAGCAUUCCGAGCCAGCAAAGCUUUGCCGGUUUCCACCGGGCUCGCGGUCCGACAAAUGUGGGAGAGUGGAUGGGGACCCGAUGGAGAUCACUUUCAGUCUUUUGCCAACUGUCCAGACCAUCAGACUCUAAUAUUACCACUUCUCUCUACCGUGGUUGGUCAACAACCAACCACCUCCUCCCCGCGAUUCGGAACCCAACUGGCACCCGGACGCUUGAUUUACCAAAUGACAUUGAAUGGUGGGCUAUUCAGACAGGUUACGUAUUCAUCUACAAGCGAUCUUCAGCUUUCUUUGAGUUUCGAUCUUCUGAGAGAAAAGAAAAACAAAGUUGACUAUAAUAUUGACGAUGAUGAAAUUGUCUCAUGCAACUGCAAGGCAGAUCUGUUGCUCUCACCAUUAUUAUUGACUCCAAUUCCAGCCCAACCAGGGUGGGGAAUCCGAGCGUUUGCCGAACCAUUCCCGUUUGAGUCAGGGCCUCGUCCCCUGGGUCUGGAUAUGAACUGCCUCAUGCGGUGUCGCCACUGAUUUCCCCCCGGCGUUCGCGGCUGGAAGAUUGCGGAGAUGGGGAAACACCAAGAGGAUUCAAUAUCACUCAUAUAAAAGCUCCUCAGCUGCAAUUUUCUUUGCUUCUUUCUAUUUACUUUUUUAUUUUUUCUUUCCCUCACCCUGCCCGACGGGGAUAUCCGACAGACUUAUCAGCGACUAGUGGUUAUCACAUUCAUUAAUAUAAUAUGUCCUGGGUACUCCGAGCGCUUU
This is a messenger RNA of Aspergillus neoniger CBS 115656, 907 nucleotides long. RefSeq lists its product as uncharacterized. The record is from RefSeq and is a predicted model, not a curated record. NCBI's taxonomy places the organism in Eukaryota, Fungi, Ascomycota, Eurotiomycetes, Eurotiales, Aspergillaceae. The transcript is spliced from 2 exons. The coding region runs from base 206 to 676 and encodes 156 amino acids.